This is a messenger RNA of Diatraea saccharalis (sugarcane borer), 2052 nucleotides long. The record is from the annotation of a GenBank genome assembly. Lineage: Eukaryota; Metazoa; Arthropoda; Insecta; Lepidoptera; Crambidae.
AUGUUCCCGCACGGCAUAGACGUUUUGACCACAGCCGAUUUUCAAUCUGUCGGUCCGAGGUACAAUGCUUACCUUGUGAUCGCACCGCAAGUAGCCGAAUACUCAGAAUACACGAAGCCGCUUAUCGAUCACCUUGUAGACUUGAAAGUUGAACAUUGGGAUUGUGCCAUUCGGGAGUUGGCCGCUAAAGCUCUCAACAAAUUAACACCGAAGAUUCCUGAGUAUGUAGCAACAGAAGUCUUACCUAAAUUAGUGGAGAAAACUGAAUCUAUAGAUUUGAACGUGCGUCAUGGCGCAAUUCUUGCAAUUGGAGAAGCCGUCCAUGCGCUUUCCCAAAUUAAAUUGGCCAAUGGAAAGACCGCCGAUUCCCUCAUAUCAGAGACCAUAUCUGUGUCGGUGAGGGAUUUGGUCCCUCGUUUACGUGGUAGACAGCAGUUCCGCGGUCUGGGCGGGGAGUUGAUGCGUCAAGCUUGCUGCCAGUGUAUAGCGCUGCUUUCAAUGGCAGCGGCGCCUUAUCAUUCGCAUCCUACUAUAGAUGAAUGGUUAAACUUGAUAGAGGAAUGUCUAUCGCACGAAGUUCAAACGAUUCGCGAGAAGGCAAUCCACGCUCUGCCCUUUGUCUUCGAUCAGUACUUGCGAGACGACAAACUCAUGUAUGGCGAUAAGACAGCCAAAUUCAAGAGAAUGGAACUCAUAGAGAAGUACUGUGAACAACUCACUAAUACUGGAGUUAACGGACUAGUUUUAAGAAUGGGAUACGCGCGGGCUGUUGGUUCCUUACCUAAAUUCGUGCUCUCUGAACAGUUGCCCCUUAUCAUCCAAUCUCUAAUUGAUUGCACAAAAGUGACUGAAAACACUCACAAGUGGGCUGAGGGUCGCAGGGACGCAGUGAUAGGUCUCACUGACGUCUGUCAGACGCAAGGGAUCGUGAACGGUGUUGAGAAAUAUGUGCCUCAGAUCGUUGAGGCGCUGUUGAAUUGUCUGUCGGAAUACACCAUUGAUAUGAGAGGGGAUAUCGGCGCUUGGGUGCGGGAAGCUAGUAUGACUGGCCUUUUGUCCCUUUGCCGUCAAUGCGCUUUGGAGGCUCCACAUUUGAAUUCGCCGCAAGUGAUCAAAGACAUAAUGUGCGGAAUAGCACAGCAAGCUGUCGAGAAAAUUGACAGAACGAGAGCGCACGCCGGCAGAAUAUUUACUUCCCUUAUUUACAAUGACCCAAUAAUAACGAAUAUACCCGAACACGACGCUCUAAAACGUAUAUUCCCAUCCGAAGAAGUGGAAUUAAAGCCUAAAGAUCAAGAGGACGAGAUAGACAUGACAACCAGUGAAAACUCCAACGUGGUUCUAUGGCUGUUCCCCGGGCAUACAAUGCCUAGAUUUGUGCAGCUAUUAAACUAUGAUGAGUACAGAUAUAACGUGAUAAAAGGAUUGAUCGUAAGCGGUGGAGAACUGACUGAGAGCUUGGUCAAACAUACAACCCAAUCUCUGUAUUCAUAUCUCAAUACUUUACAUGACAACAAAACUAUGUUAAAAUAUAUAUGUGAUACUAUCAUCAAAGUGUUUGCUGACAAUUUACAUGUGAAACGAAUCACAGGACCUAUUUUUAAUUUCAUUGAUAGGCUGCUCAGUUCAGGUUCAAUAUCACCAAUUCUAGAAGAUCCCAAUUCCACUUUUGCAGCAGACGUUCUAAAGUAUUUGCAGAUAGAAUUACGUGGAGCAAAAAAUAUUUAUAAGCUACUAGAUUCUAUCAAUGUGCUGUGUCAGUUAAUUCAGGUUGGUGGUGUCGUAUGCAGCAAAUCCUUGGGUCAGUUGGUUAUAUAUUUAUGUUACGCUGACCGAUAUGUUAGAAGAUGCGCCGCUGCUAGACUCUAUGAGGCAUUAACUCUAUACGGCGACGUGUGUUCCGUCCCACAAGACAAUAUAGAUCAGGUUAUGGCCGUACUCGCUGAAACGGACUGGGAAAAGGACGUGACCGAACUAAGACCUAUAAGGAAUGACCUCUGUGAUCUCAUGAAUAUAAAGAGGCCAGUCAUGAAACAGAAGAAUCCAUCUUAA